Molecule: messenger RNA, 790 nt
Organism: Ornithorhynchus anatinus (platypus)
Lineage: Eukaryota; Metazoa; Chordata; Mammalia; Monotremata; Ornithorhynchidae
Gene: BET1L
Product: Bet1 golgi vesicular membrane trafficking protein like
Exons: 4
Coding region: 32-352 (106 amino acids)
Biological process (GO): retrograde transport, endosome to Golgi; regulation of retrograde vesicle-mediated transport, Golgi to ER
Cellular component (GO): SNARE complex; Golgi trans cisterna
Molecular function (GO): SNAP receptor activity
Source: RefSeq, a predicted model, not a curated record
CGGGGGCGCGGACGGGGCCGGGGCCGCGGACAUGGCCGACUGGGGCCGAGGUGGUUCAUCAAGCGCAGUGGAUGACCUGCUCGAUGUCGAGAACAAGCGGAUUGCCGACGGUUUGGCCACCAAGGUCACCAGGUUGAAAUCGCUGGCCCUGGACAUCGACAAGGAUGCCGAGGACCAGAACCGUUACCUGGAUGGCAUGGCUGUCCAGUCAGAGGGAUCCGGGGAUGACCAGAAACUGGAAAUGACCUCGACCGGCCGAUUCCCCCAGAAGACCAGCCUGGACCCUCCCUCCCAUUUCUCCCCCUUGGGUAUCGGCAGCUGGCGCCGGGCCCCCCCGCAACAACUGGGAUAGCCGGGGUGGGGAGGGCAAUAAGGCAGACCUCAAAAAGGUCAGAGAGGAGCAAAGACAGUGAUUCUGUGCUCCAUCUCCACAGUCAGGGACCAGCCUUCUCCAAAUUACCCACCUACGACAACCCCCGCCCCCCCACCCGCCUCGCGUUCCACUUUGUCCCGCUUUUGACUAUUUCCGGCCCCCACCCCUUCAGCGUCUCUUUUCCUAUCCCCUUUGUCUCCUUGGGAGGGGAAGUCAGGUCUAAUUUAAAACAUUUUUUUGUAAUUGCUACCAAAAAUGCCUCUAUUGUAUUCUCCCCCACCCAGGGUGCCAUCCUUUUAAAAGCGUGCGGACAAAGUCGCUUUGUAAUUAUCGGCUUUAUUUAUUUUCCCCUACACCUCACAAUUGUUCCUUGGUUCCGGUUUCCUUAAUAAAAAGAAAAAAAUCCUCAACGAAAAA